Molecule: messenger RNA, 1416 nt
Organism: Talaromyces atroroseus
Lineage: Eukaryota; Fungi; Ascomycota; Eurotiomycetes; Eurotiales; Trichocomaceae
Exons: 5
Coding region: 1-1416 (471 amino acids)
Biological process (GO): protein import into peroxisome matrix
Cellular component (GO): cytosol
Source: RefSeq, a predicted model, not a curated record
AUGGUUGUUGACACCUCCUACUAUGAUGCACUUGGCGUCCCCCCGACGGCUACCGAGCUGGAAAUAAAGAAAGCAUACAGGAAGCUUGCCAUCACCACUCAUCCAGAUAAAAACCCCGGCGAUGAGACUGCGCAUGCUCGAUUUCAAGCAAUUGGAGAAGCCUAUCAAGUGCUAAGCAAUGACGAGCUUCGGAAACAAUAUGAUAAGUUUGGCAAGGACCAAGCUGUCCCAGGCGGAGGGUUUGAGGACCCGGCACAGUUCUUCACCAUGAUAUUCGGCGGCGAGGCAUUCGUAGACCUUAUCGGCGAAAUCUCUCUCAUGAAAGACCUAACAACUACUAUGGAUAUCACUAUGCAGGAGAUGGAGGAGGAGGAACUGGCACAGGCUGCUGAGGAGAAUUUGAAUAUUCAUGACGAUAGCGAAGAAGUGGAGGCAGCAGCGAAGCAGGAAGCACCAGCUGCAACUGCGGCUGCUGCACCCGCAGAAUCAGGACACACUUCUGGUACAAGCACUCCCCGACGCAACUGGGGCCAGCAAGCAAUCAUGGACAAGUCAGAAGAAGAGGCGAGGUUGGAAGCUGCUGGAGUCACGGCUGAAGAGAAGGAGCUACGGAAGAAGGAAAAGAAAAAAGGUCUUAGCAAGGAACAACAAGAGCGGCUAGCCCAAUAUGAAGAAGAACGACGGAAGGCUCGCCAGGAGCGGGUUGACACUUUGGUGCGCAAACUUAUUGACCGCAUUAGUGUUUGGACAGAGACGGACAAAAGUCCAGCAGUUACGCACGCUUUUGAGGAGAAGAUCCGCCUUGAAGUGGAGAACUUGAAGAUGGAGUCUUUUGGACUAGAGAUCCUCCAUGCGAUUGGACAAACAUACCUGCAAAAGGCAACGUCAUUCCUGAAGUCCCAGAAGUUUUUGGGCAUUUCAGGCUUUUUCUCACGAUUGAAGGAUAAGGGAACAUUGGCUAAGGAGACAUGGGGCACAAUCUCCACGGCCAUUGAUGCCCAAAUGACCAUGGAGGAAAUGGCUAAACUAGAAGAGAAAGGUGGCGCUGACUGGACCGACGAGAAGAAAGCCGAGUACGAGAGGAAAGUUACAGGAAAGAUACUUGCAGCAGCAUGGAGAGGAAGCAAGUUUGAAAUCCAAUCUGUGCUACGCGAUGUUUGCGACAAAGUUUUGGGAGACAAGUCGGUGAAGCUGGAUAAGCGUGUGGAGCGUGCACAUGCCUUGGUUCUUGCCGGUACAAUCUACCAGAAGGCUGCACGCGACCCCGAUGAAGAGGGCGAUUAUCUCGCUUUUGAGCAACUCAUGGCGGAGGCUGCCACCAAGAAAAGCAAGGAUGACAAGAAAAAGAAAAAUAAGGAGAGUAAAGCUUCGAAAAGCCAUGCAUCGUCUGAAGAAAGGCCAACCGCAUCGGCUUGA